Lathyrus oleraceus (garden pea) is the source of this 1494-nucleotide messenger RNA. RefSeq lists its product as uncharacterized. The coding region runs from base 1 to 1494 and encodes 497 amino acids. NCBI's taxonomy places the organism in Eukaryota, Viridiplantae, Streptophyta, Magnoliopsida, Fabales, Fabaceae. Gene Ontology annotation, molecular function: RNA-DNA hybrid ribonuclease activity; nucleic acid binding. The transcript has 2 exons. The record is from RefSeq and is a predicted model, not a curated record.
AUGGAAGUGAAAGCUCCAUCGACGAAGAAAGGUAUGAAGUCACUGUUGGGUAAGAUCAAUUUCCUAAGGAGAUUCAUAUCAAACCUUAGUGGGAGGACGCACGCAUUUCCACCUUUGCUUCGACUCAACAAGGAAGGGUUCGAAUGGGGACAUGCUCAACAAGAAGCAUUCAAUAAGAUUAAAGCAUACCUGAGCCAUCCACCAAUAUUGACACCACCUUGUAGAAAUAAAAGUAUGAGAUUGUAUAUAUUUGCAUCUGACAAAACUUUAGGAAGCAUGUUAGCUCAGGAGGAGGAUAAUGGUGUCGAAAGAGCCAUUUACUACCUCAGUAGAGUUUUAAGUGAUGCAGAAACUAGGUAUAGCAUGAUCGAAAAAUUAUGUUUAUACUUAUAUUUCUCGUGUACAAAAUUGAAACAUUAUAUCAAACCUGUUGACGGUUAUGUUUCAUCUCAUUAUGACGUUAUUAAACAUAUGUUAUCCAAACCAAUUUUGCAUAGUCUAAUUGGGAAACGGGCAUUAGCAUUGACUGAAUUUUCUUUAACAUACAUGCCAUUAAGAGAUGUUAUAGGGCAAGUGGUAGCAGACUUUAUAGUCGAUCACUCCAUUGACGCAAACGCCUUGAAUUAUGUCGAAUUGGGACCUUGGAAGUUAUACUUCAAUGGGUCUAGUCAUAAAGAUGGACAUGAAAUGUUGUUGGAAUUGGGGGCAACUCGGGUCGAAAUAAUGGGAGAUUCGGAGUUGGUCAUAAAACAGACCACAAAGGAAUAUAGGUUUAUUAAGGAGAAUUUGAUCAUGUAUUUCAUAGUCGACAGUCGACCGCUAAAAAGGUUCGAAAUGGUUUCUAUUCGACACAUGCCUCGACUAGAAAACCAAGUGGCUAACGAUUUGGCUCAAAUUGCAUCCGGGUAUAAAAUUUCAAAAGAAAAUUUGCAUAAAGUCAUUGAAGUCAGGGGAAAGGUCGUGGCAACCGGAUUAAUGCCCCUAGAUUUAGAAAAGACAAAGCUAGAAUAUGCUGGUGAAAGAAAUUUCGAAAUAUUUGCAAUAGACAAUUUGACAGAUGAAAACUGGAGGAAGCCAAUAGUGGUGUAUUUGCAGAAUCCAACAGCGUCAACGGAUCAAAAAACUAGGUAUCGAGCAUCGAGUUACGUUCUUUUGGGUACAAAGUUGUUUAAGAAAUCUUCUGAGGUAAUUUUUCUUAAGUGCCUCAGUGAUUCAGAGGUGUACUUUGCCCUUUCGACUGUAGAUAGCGGAGCAUGUGGGGCACACCAAGUUGGUCAUAAGAUGAAAUGGCUUUUAUUUUGCCAAGGGAUGUAUUGGCCUACCAUGUUGAAAGAUUGUAUUGAAUUCGAAAAGGGUUGCCAAGAAUGUCAGAUGCAUGCAGGCAUACAACAAGUCCAUACAAGUGAAUUACAUUCUAUCAUCAAUCCUUGGCCAUUUAGGGGUUGGGCUUUAGAUUUGAUUGGGGAAUUUCGACAUCCAUCAUCUUCAAAAUGA